Molecule: messenger RNA, 2744 nt
Organism: Epinephelus moara (kelp grouper)
Lineage: Eukaryota; Metazoa; Chordata; Actinopteri; Perciformes; Serranidae
Exons: 10
Coding region: 753-1988 (411 amino acids)
Molecular function (GO): protein binding
Source: RefSeq, a predicted model, not a curated record
AGAGUCUAAAGAGUGCAAAUAAAUAAACUUAACAACAACUUACUAAUAUCAAACCAUUAUUUUCAGUUCUGUUUCCACGGUCUCCAGAUGCUGCUCUAAAUCUUGACAAGAGCUAAAUAAAUUUGUAUUGUCUGCAAACAAAACACAUUUGAUCAUUUUAGACAUUUUGCAAACAUCAUAAAUGUACAAUAGAAAGAGUGAAAAGUGUGCCAACCAACCCCGGUCUCCCCUACAGAUAUUGACAGCCAAUGCAUUGCCCCUUGAAGAGAUUCAUUCAAUUUUACAUGACCCACUUACUUCUUCUUGUAGCUAAUUAUUUAUGGCUUAAUAUGUCCGAAACAGCACUGCCACAGCACGAGAUAACGUUAGCAUUUUAAAAUGGCUAAUGGUGCUUUAAAUAUUUAACUUGUAAAGUGUUUAAUUUAGUCAAAUAAACCAAAAGAAGACCCAAGAGACAGACAGUGAGAUUACCUGGUAGAAGAUACCCGUGUUCUCGUCAGUUUCAGUGCAGCUAUGGCGACCUCUCGCGGUACUUCUCUCAAACUGCAGCUCAGUGGAGGCGGAGGCAGAUAAGAGCGCGCGCUCAGUACGUCUCGUGCCGCAGUUGAAGUGUGCUGCAUCUCUGAAGGAUCUCCGAGCACUAAAUGAAUCCGUGUUUGGCGAAAACAUCACAGAGGAGCAGCGCAAAGUUAUCUGCGGAAAGGAAAAUUCUCCCGUAACAAGGGCAUCUGCCUCUCUCUCCGGCUGCCAGCAUGAUGAAGGACUGCCUGCAGUUCCUUAUCGAGCCGGCCAAAAAGCUCAAGAUCCGACUCAAGGAGUCCCGUAAGAAAGUGAAACUUGAGAAAAAGGAGCCACUGGUAGAGAGUCAGUUAUUUAUCAUGGAACUGGCCCGAGAGCUCAACAAAAUUUGCCAGAGGUCAAACAUCCUCGGCCACAUCUGGACCAGUGAGGACAUCUGGCCGGCCAGUGUGUGUCGUGAUUUCAUUGUGGAAUGGGCUGCUGUGUUGGAGAAGAGAGUACAGCCGAGGAUCAUCCUGUCUGAAUACCAGUAUGAGAAACCAGAGAAGAAAGACUGGAAGGGACACCUCCUGUGCAUGCUGGAGGCAGGCGGGGAGUGCGACAUGGGGGCCCACAAAAGAGUCAUCAUGGACUGGACACGAGAGAUUAAGAGCAGACCUCAGCCCACCGUCUGGCCAGGUGAGCCUGUGCUCAUGAUGCUAGAUGACCUGGAGUUCCAGUGGAAGAGGGGGCGUCUCCCUAACCUGCUCCCAGCCAUGGAGCUUGUCAUGCUGGCCGUGAUGAACGCCGACAGCCCUGUCAAGGAGGACGUGACAAAGCAAUGGCUGGUGAGAAAGCAGAAGAGCCAGAAGACCGACGCUGUCCGCUACAUCCCCCACAGUGUGUGGAACUGGAUUUGCGAUGCCGCAGAGGACGUCACUUUGGACUCUGACACAGCCAACCCAGACCUCCUCAUCUCCGGUGAUGAAAAGCGUAUGCGAUGCGGCCUGGAGCGCAGGGCAGUCCCGCGUUGCCCGAGACGCUUCGACGGCUGGUGGUGUGCAGUGGGCCAGGAGGGCUACUCCUCUGGACGUCACUACUGGGAGGUGGAGGUGGGUGAGCGAGAUUGGCGGUUGGGCGUGGCCAAGGCGUCUGCGGUGAGGCAGGGCUUCCGCCCGCUCACCACGGAAACAGGCUACCUGACCCUCCGUCUUGAGAGGGGCACAGAUCUGAAAGCCCUGACAGUGCCCGUCACCCCGCUGUCACAGAGCCUGGUGCCCAGGAAGGUAGGGGUGUACCUGGACUAUGAGCAGGGCCAGCUGUCUUUCUACGACGUGGAGAAGCGCUCCCACCUGUACACCUACACCGAGAAGUUCACAGAGGAACUGUACCCUGUGUUUGGGACUGUGGAGGUGGUCAAAGACCUGGUGAUCAGGCCUGCAGACGUCAGACAGCCGUGCCUCUGCCCCGGGCCCUGCCUCUGGACCUGAACUGCUUAACACACAACAGUCACUCCUCAGUCCUGAUCCUCAGCAGCCCACUGAGUCUGUGCUUUUGUUUUGGUCCGUUAUUCAGUGAAUUUGUGUGCUGGUUCUGGACUAAAAGUCUGACUCUUUCUGCGGGUUGCCUUGUGGGGUCACGCAGGGACAUGAACCCAUCAUUCUGCAUUACAUUAUCUUUUACUCUGCCUUCACAGAGACAUACAGUGUUUGACUGUUUGUAUUGUAAGGAUGAAUAUUUAAGGCUGUCAGGGCAAAACCUCAAAAACAGUCUUGUUUUUAGCUUUUUUUCCACACCGUCUGGUAAGCUUUGAGAGGGUUCACAAGUCCUUGACCCACAAUGAAAAAUAUGUUUUUUAAUUUAAAGGAAAACACAACAUCUAAGCUGUAAUUGCAAGGUUUUCCUGCCAUAAUGGAGAUACGGAAAUGUAUUUUUUGAUUGCUUUUUUAUGACUUAGAGAUGAAACUUGCAAACUAACUUUACAAAUGUUAUAAAUGCAUGAAGACACUGAAGGGAUGUGUGAUCAGCUACUCUUAGCUCCAGUGCAGUGAAACAGUGCAGCUUGCUAACGUGCACAAGCAGAUAAUGACAGACUGAUUUGGCGCAUGUGAAGAGUUAAUUCUCACUCUGUUUGCUUCUUCGUCUCCUGCAAACAUUUGUCAGGCUUGUUUCCGCAGCUGUGUUUAUGUUUAUUGUGUGUAAUAUUAAGAUGGCUUUUAUUUCUCCCAAACAUCAAUAAAUUAUCU